AUGGACAAGGUAAUCUUGAAGAACCUCAGGUUCGACCUGGUUGUGGGACUGGAUGCAUGGCGGCGGUGGAACAAGCCUCAACCAGUCUUCAUUUCCCUUGAGGUUCAGCCUAUCUCGAAUUUCGAGGCUGCUGCGGCAAAGGACGACGUGAGCUUGACAAUGGAUUAUGGAAAGCUCUAUAAGAAAAUCUCUGCUGGCUUGGCCUUGGUCCCCCAGUUUGCAACAGUCCAGAUGCUCAUCGCCCAGAUUUCAGAGCUUGUCACCGACUAUCUAGUUCUUGACAUCGACAUCUUGCUACCAAAAGCAAUCUUACAGUCAAGAGCUGGUGUUCUGUAUCGCUCGCAAUUCGACAGGUCUUCAUCGGAUCUCCCGGCUUUUAGUCUAAGUAUGACUAUCAAAGAAAUAGCUUGCGACUGCAUCAUCGGCGUCAAUCCACAUGAGAGGAUUUAUAAACAAUCAUUAUUCUUCGACAUCAGCGUCCCAUUCAUCGGACCAGUGACGUCAAAUGCGGAUAAUUCUGAGGAUUCAGAGAAGCUGCAUAACAUGGCCCAAGAAGUCAUUGCACGUGUUGAAGGCUCUUCAUAUUUGACAGUCGAGGCUCUGGCAACUGCAGUGGCACAGAUCGUGACCAUGAAUUAUGACCAUACUGUCGCCAAGAUCCGUGUUGAGAAACCAAGUGCAAUCGCUACCAUCGAGGCGGCUGCUGUGGAGAUCACUCGGAGCAGAAGUUUUUUUGAUAACAAAGACUUCUGGAAGGUCAAGCUCCCAUGA
Exophiala bonariae is the source of this 771-nucleotide messenger RNA. RefSeq lists its product as uncharacterized. Lineage: Eukaryota; Fungi; Ascomycota; Eurotiomycetes; Chaetothyriales; Herpotrichiellaceae. Bases 1 to 771 code for a protein of 256 amino acids. Gene Ontology annotation, cellular component: cytoplasm. Gene Ontology annotation, molecular function: dihydroneopterin aldolase activity. The transcript has 2 exons. The record is from RefSeq and is a predicted model, not a curated record. Gene Ontology annotation, biological process: folic acid-containing compound metabolic process.